GCCCACAAGGACUAGUAGAAGGAUCACAUGCAGUUACAUCUAAGAUGAAUUUAAUGUUGAAAUGUUAGAAAUCUAUGUUAAUUUUAAGGAACUUGAACUGUUGAUGUAUUUGUGUUUAAUUGUGAUGUGUAUGGAGCCUUUUGUAAUCGGCUACAAUAUCUAGUAAUUGAGAUUCAUGUGAGUUUAGGUUAAGUAUUUAUUGUUUAGUUGUUGGCUGAAAUAUUCAUAUUCAAUGGAGAGCCAUUGACAGAUAGUGUAUUUUGUUCUCUGGAUGUUUUGAUUACAAAUCGUAUUGGUUAAUAUUAGAAGGAUAAGAUUAAUUGUGUUGGUAUAGUAUUAAGUUGCUGUAAAUAACUGGGCUGAGGAAUGCAACUAUUGAGUGGCAAGAAAAGGGUAUCAGGGUCAGAUAUCUAACACUGCAAGGACACUGUACAGAUGAGUUAACUAACAGAACAUGAACCCAUUCCAAGACUGGACACAGCUGUUUCAUCAGUUGCAGGUGCUAUCGGCCUAUCAUGUGGAGAGAUCAUCAAUCCACAAGGAGUAUGGUUCCAAAAGAAAGCAGAUGUCCUUAUGACAGGUGACUAUUGGAGGAUCCUGGUAGUUAUCAACAUCACUGAAAUCAGUCACGAACUCUCUCAACUACACAAUCAGACCCAAGAAAUGCAGAAUGCCAUCACCACUGCUUUGGAAAAAAUGCCUGCACUACACAUUCAAAAGCAAGCCUUCACCAGCAUCAGCGAUAUGCAGGAUGACAUCUCUGACUCCGUUCGAACCCUAAUGGAUCUUCUGUACCAAGGAAGAGGAAGAAGGGGGCUGAUCAAUGCGGGAGGGAAACUUCUCUGUGUAAUCUUUGGAGUGGCAGAAGACGAGGAUCACAGCGAGGGGGCACUCCAAGCUCAAACUGCAGGCCUCAUUCAUGUGGAGAAGGAACACUUGACCCUGACCCAACAUUUAAGUCGCAGAGUGGCAGAAAACAGUAGAGAGCUGGUUGAAAUUGCAAGGGAAUGUUCAAAGAACACUAAUGAGAUAGUCUCUGCAAUAAAGAAACUUAACCAAAAGGUGGUUAAGAUCGAAGAACUUUUGGAUGUCUAUAUUAACACAUCCUCAGCCCUACAGAAUUUAAGAUUAGCAAGUAGUAAUGCAUUGUUAGAUUUAAGAAAACUGAUAACGAUUAUUAAUGAAGUGUCAUAUUGUAGGUUAAGUAUCAAUUUAUUGUCUCCUGUUGAGUUAAGUAAUAUUUUGGAAAAAGUUCGAUCAAGCCUGUCAGAUGGGUUGGAGUUGCCAUUUGUGACGAACCCCACCAGUGCUUAUCUGUACUACAAUAUCAUGCGAGUGCAUGCUGUAUCCGUUGGUGGCUUAAUAAAACUGAUUGUGAUGGUGCCAUUAAUGUCUCCUGGACAGAGAUUUGAACUUUUCCAGGCUUUUGCAUUGCCAGUUCUUGACAACCAGACCCAGCUGAUGAUACAAUACCAGCUGAAGCCUGCCCACCGCAUGCUGAUGACACCUUAUUGGGCUCGGUUAGCAGUCAUCCACCAACAACAACUGGAGCAGUGUGAAGCGGGGCCAUUGACUGUAUGCUUAGUGAUGACUCCAGUCUACAGCCGACAUCAUCCAUCCUGCCUGAGUGCACUGUUCCUGAACGACCUUGCUGCAGCUCAACAACAGUGUCAGCUGACUGUGCUUGCCGCCAACCCAGCAGACACUUGGGUCUGGAAUGAUCAAGAUGACACCUGGAUUUACAGUGUAGCAUCCAAGCGGCAGGUUGUCUCGCAAUGUCAGCAGGGCAACCAGAUCAUUGUACAUGAGUUAACACUCCAUGGAACUGGACACCUGGCUGCACCUUGAGUAAGUCCCACUACCAGAUCCUCCCAUCAGCUUGUGCCAGAGGGCACCUCAAUCUUCAGAAGCACUUGGCUCUCCUUAGUGUGCCUCCUGCUCUCAUGCUGACUAUCCAAGGCAUGACUAGAGAGCAGAUACUGGAGGGCAUCCACCAUCAUCAGACCGAGGGUCACCUGAAACCUGGUGAGCUUGGUGUAGAUGAGGUGUCCAUUGACCAGCUGCUACACCAUCUGACAUCCCUGGAAGAUCAACCCAAUGCUGAGGGGUGGAGCUGGUGGCUCACCUCAGCACUCACCUUUGGAGCCACCCUUGCUGCUUUCGCUGCGCUGGCUGCAGGGUUGGUCUGGGACCGCCACCGGAACUCAGCCCAGAGCAAGGAUGCUUUGGUAUCAGCAGAGCAGCCCUCUACAAUGGAUGUUGCAGGGGACUCUACACCACCCACCCAGGAUCCUGAGGAGCCGCGGGAAUCCUAGUGCGCCCUUUUUCUAGGGAGGAGGUGAUGUAAUGGAAGCAAUUGAAAGUAGUGUUAUUGAAAUUAGUGAAAAUUAGAACGUUAUAUUUUAUUUGCUGGCUGCCUAGCAUAGGCUACAGAAAGCUUGCAUUUCUUCAACCGAUGGACGAGGUGAGGAUUGCGAACUGCCUAGCUUGCAUCCCAGCCUGGGAAAGAUAGUUUCCAUCCACUCGUCAACAGUUUCCAGCUCUUCUUCCCCCCUGCCAUAGUCUAGUUUUCUACGUGUAGGCCUAGGAAGAGUUGGACCUGAGACAAAAAUUGCAUUCUUUCCGUGCACUCUUGUUUUAACCAUUGAAGCGAACACAGCACGCUCAGACACCAAUUCUUUUCGGGAGUGUGGAUCCCCCAAAUCAUCGUUUAAUGGAUUUCUUCAGCGUCUUCAUUAUGGAGAAGAAUUUAACACUGUACGUUCUAGGAGUGCUAGCGCCAAAUGAGCUAGCUGAUCUUGUUCCAGAUGUUUUAAGGAGAUCUGAAUUUUGGAGAAACCUCUAGUCAUGGAAUGACGAUUUCAAAAAAAUGGAGAACAGCCGGAAUUCAUUGCCACUAGUCAACUUCAGAGCAAUUGUAGAUCCAGAGCUAUAUGAUCCAGAUACCAGUGUAACAAGCAUUGGAGCCUCAGAGUUUGAAAUCGAAAGGAUGAUAAGGAGUGAGCCAGCAUCAUGUAUCAGCACUCCAAUCAGUAUUAUUAUGUUAUGUUUUAACUACAGAAAAAUGAAUAUUUUCAUAGUGACUUGGUAAUCUUUGGAAGUUUUAUAUAUUAAUAUUAAUUUCUUAAUCUUGAAUAUAAUUUUGUUCUUUUCGAUGAAAUUUGUAUUUUGUGAUUAACAACCAUGUUAUGUUCUACCUACAGAAAAAUGAAUAUUUUCUUAGUGACUUGGUAAUGUUUGGAACUUUUUUAGUAUUAUACUUGAGUAUAAAUAACAUAUUGUAAAUUGUCUGAAUAAUAAGGUGAA
This is a messenger RNA of Nilaparvata lugens (brown planthopper), 3306 nucleotides long. RefSeq lists its product as uncharacterized. The transcript is spliced from 3 exons. The record is from RefSeq and is a predicted model, not a curated record. NCBI's taxonomy places the organism in Eukaryota, Metazoa, Arthropoda, Insecta, Hemiptera, Delphacidae. The coding region runs from base 574 to 1848 and encodes 424 amino acids.